CAACUUUCAGCAAUGCAGAGGGCGACAAGCAGCGGAAGCACUGUCGUGGAGUCCUUGAGGCUCGCACAUGAGAAUGGGUUUCUGUCGUGGACACGCAACUGCGUCAUCACUACGGUGGCAGCGGCUGCAUUCUACAACAUCGACCCGAUGGCAUCAUCAGGCCUGUUUGCCAUGAGCUCCGUGUUCAUGUACGCGGGAACGUUCCAGUAUUGGGCGCAGGCCCGCCGCAUCCACCAGCAGACGCCGUUCACCCGGCCCGCGCUCGCUGUCAUAGGCGUUGUGCCAACCACGCUGGCGGCGUGCUGGACGCUGGCAAUCUUCUCCAUCCUCGACAAGACGCCUGAUCGCGUGGCGAACAUGGUCCCGAUGGUCAUGACGCGGCUGAAUCGAGCCCCUGCAUCCAGCAGCGCCGCUUCCUCCUCUCCGCACAGCAGUCCCCACGCCGUCGCACACAUCGGGCAAUCCACCCUGCCGUCACCACCGCCGUCACGAAAGUCAACAUCGCCACUGCUCGCUGGUGUUGAGGUCGAUCCAAUUCGCCAGCAGCAGAUGAUUGUCGAGCUGGUCGCUGCGCGCCAUCAAGCCCAGCGCCGCCUCGAUGCUCUCCAGCACACGCACGACCCCUCCUCCGGCAUGUCAUCGUCGUCACCAUCGUCGUCCGCUGCGCGCGUGUCUCGGAAGACGGAUGCACUCCGCUCGCGUCUGGAGGUGAUCGACUUUGCGCUGCGAGAUCUGGGCGUGGAUCCGGAGACGACGAGGAAAUCAGAGGAUGGCUCCAACCCGUAACCCUGACACAUACAUAAUCAUGACACGUGAUGCUCACACGACUCGGUUGAACGCUACGUCCUUGGUGCAGCGGUGCAAUUCCUUACCUGCCACACGUAUCGCUGACACGCUGCCCCCCUCCCACCGCGCUCUGUUACCCGCGGUGUUGAGUUGUUGCACACACGUAUGCAUGCAUGCAUGCACACACUGCGGGCUUAUUGAACUCCUGACUUAAUUUCCCCCUCCUUACAAACGUGACCAUCCCUAUUUCGUUAUGUAACCAAGUACGCGUUUCGUGUGAUGUGACGUUGGCGUGUGUUCCAUCACGGUUUUGCCCCUUCCAUCGCUUCACAUCAGUUAUCCGCGUGCACGUGCCACGCGCGCGUGUGUGUUUCAUUUUCAUUGUCUUCCGUUGAAGCGACAGAAACACACGUCGGCAAUGCAAGCGAGUAACAAG
This is a messenger RNA of Salpingoeca rosetta, 1222 nucleotides long. RefSeq lists its product as uncharacterized. NCBI's taxonomy places the organism in Eukaryota, Choanoflagellata, Craspedida, Salpingoecidae. The coding region runs from base 13 to 786 and encodes 257 amino acids. The record is from RefSeq and is a predicted model, not a curated record. The transcript has 8 exons.